GCCGGCGGGCGGGCGGGCGGACGGACGGGCCGGGGCUGGCCGAGCUUGCGCUGCGGCGGGGGAGCGCGGGUGCGGGCCCCGCCGGCCGCGCGCGCCCGCUGCCAUGGCUUUCCGCCGGAGGACGAAAAGUUACCCGCUCUUCAGCCAGGAGUUCGUCAUCCACAACCACGCGGACAUCGGCUUCUGCCUGGUGCUCUGCGUCCUCAUCGGGCUGAUGUUCGAGUGUCAUUUCGGCAAGGUCCCAUUUCACCUCAAAGGCUUCCUCAACUACCCUGUCCAGCAGCGGCGCACUUACCUGGUCCUAAUGUUGGAAAUGCAUCGACAGCGGCACGGGGAGCUGUGUGGAGGUGUACCAGAGGAAAUCCCCCGGCAGCUGCAGUCUGUGUGUUUGUACCUGGUCCACAUAGCCGGAGCGUACCUCCUGAACCUGAGCCGCCUGGGCCUGCUGCUGCUGCUGCUGCAGUACUGCACCGAGUUCCUCUUCCACAUGGCGCGGCUCUUCUACUUCGCCGACGAGAACAACGAGAAGCUGUUCAACGCCUGGGCCGCCGUGUUCGGGGUCACGCGCCUCUGCAUCCUCACCCUGUCCGUGCUGGCCGUCGGCUUCGGGCUGGCCCGCGUGGAGAACCAGGCGUUCGAGCCCGAGAAAGGCAACUUCAACACCUUGCUCUGCAGGCUCUGCGUGCUGCUGCUGGUGUGCGCCGCCCAGGCCUGGCUCAUGUGGCGGUUCAUCCACUCCCAGCUGCGGCACUGGCGCGAGCACUGGACCGAGCGCGCCAGGCGCAGGGCUCCAGCCGCCCCCCGGCCGCCGGCCAGGCUCCUCAAGAGGGAGUCGGGGUUCCAUGAAAACGGCCUCGUGAAGGCGGAGAACGGAACCUCCCCGCGCACGAAGAAGCUCAAGUCGCCCUAAGGCCAAAGCGCUGCCAACAGGAAUCCUCUCGCGGGGCCUCGAGGGCCUCGCCCUCCCUCCCUCCCACGCCUUGGCUGUCUUAUUCUUCUAUCACCUGUUCUCAGUAAAGCCAAAAGCCCUCUCUCCCCCCCCUCCCCCCCCCCCACCAUCCCCGUCCCGUGUUGGCUUUUCUCGGAGCCUGGCUCUUCCGCGCUGCUCUCCUCCGCUGCUGCUUCUCCUCACUCUUCACCGUGAUGUGCAAUUGUUGCCUGUGUGUGGUUUUUACAGUGGCGGGGCUGGGACUUGCAGCCCCCCCCCCCCCCCACGAUCUGGGACCUGCCUCUGUGGAGGCCCCGCGGCGGGCAGGAACGGAGAGGCCGGCCCUCGGGGAUCCCCGUCUUCUUGGUGCUGAUUGACUGAUGGGACAAUGACUCCGGUCCCCCGCCUGGCACCGCGGGCGCAAACGCCGAGGCCGUGGCUCUGCACGAGGCAGCCCCGCCGAGAGGGGACAGCGUUAACUCGGGAGUACUCACCGCGGUGGCUCAGGGGACGAGUCCUCCCGUGUCCACCAGAGCCGCGUGCUGAGCAGCAGGCUGUUCCAGAAGGAAGGUGCUCUGGGGACGAGCGGGGAGCCAGGCCGGCUCGCCCUCCGCGGUGCCCGCGGCUCCUGCAGCGGCCGUUCCCCAGAGCUCCGGACCGGCCUGCCACGCGCCCCCGCCAGCCCCGACCCAGCCAGCCCCGGCCGGGCCGCCUGGCCUUCCUCGCGCGGAGCCCGGCCCGGCCCGUGCGGGCCCCUCCCAGGCGAGCUUCCUGCUGUCAGCGCGGGUGUUUGCCGCAUCGAGCCUGAGGCCGGCUGCCUCCCCGCGCCUGGGAGGACUUGCGGGAGGGAGGGCGGGAAGGAGGAAGUCCUCAGCCCUGUGCUGAGGCCCAGCAGGUCCGCUCCUGCUACUGACACACAGAGCCCGGGCCUGUAGCCGGCCGCGUUCCCCCCCGUCACAGGGGGCGCUGGCUGGGCGCUGAGGAUGUGCGUUCAGACACCGCCGCGACGCUCAGCUCCACCGGGAGAAAGCGCGUGAAUCCCCCCCCUUCUCUGCCACCCUCCCGCCCUCACCGCCCCCGCCUUGCCUGUUGCUCAUGGAGGGCUCAUGGCUCCCCAGCUAGCGGGGCCUCCUCGGGGUCUUCCGUGUGCCUCUGCGGGGGCCGCUCCCUCCCGCAGGCUUGUGGGGCUGGACGUGGCUCGCUCCGCCCGCGCCCCUCGGUGCUGAGAGGACGCAGCUGCGUGUGCUCCCGGCGUGCGCGCUCCCGGCGUGCGUGCUCCCGGCACCCCCCGCACCCCGCUUCCCACGCCGUGGCGGCCGUGGCGUGCGUGGCUGUCGGGGACCCAGGACUUGGUUCCGUGAUGGGAGGGAACAACAGGAAAAGCCCUCGACGGCGCGCCCGGCUGGACUCCCCGCGGCCUGGCACGAGGGGCGUUGGCUCCGCCGGCUCCCGCGCCAUCGCUGCCCAGCUAGGCGUGCCGGAGGCUGGCCGCACUGCGGCGGGCGGGCACCCGGCGGGCACCGGCCGCGCCCUCGUCCUGGUGUGGCCUCCUGCCUGCACGGUGCCGAGCCCCCGGGAGACCCCGCGGGCCCUCUGGAGGGCGACACGAAUCUACCUCAGUGACCCCUGCCUGGGCGGGGGGCGGGGGGGCCCUGCGAGAGGACGGGGUCCCCUGGCGGGAAUCACUGUCCCCCGCGCGGGCUCUGGUAGGCGCAGCCCGUAAGCUCCCCGUGUUCCUUUGAGGGAGGGCGGCUCUGGGGGAGCGGGGAGCAGGUGGGCUCCUCGGCCCUCACCGGCGCCCGGCGCGGCCCCUGCCCCCCUCGACCUUCCCACGGGCAGGUGAGGAGGCCGCGGCCUCAGCUCAGGCGGCGGCUUCUUCCGCCGGGGGCCUCGCUGGCCUCGCGGCCCCAGGCCGGGGAGAGCUGGGGGGGGCGGGGGGCGGGAUGGAGCCCCCCCUCCCUGGCUGAGGGCCUCGGUGCCGCGCCCCGCCCCCGCCCCCAGCAGCGCCUGGCCCUCCGGGUGUGACAAGUGCCUUCCGCCGGGCUGCGCGGCAGGGGCGGCCGGCACAGCGCACCGCGGUGAAUAGGAGGGGCGCGGACGGACGGACCGCCUUGCGUCCCGACACCCCACAGCCCGGCGACGCCUUCAGCUCCCUUCCUGCCUGGCUGGGCGGUUGGAGAAGCCGAGACGGCUCUCCCGCAGACGCCUGUGCCUUGCACCUAGUGCGACGCGCCCCCUCUUCCAGCCCCCCCUCCCCUCCCCACGUGUGAAGGGGGUUUGCUCUACUUCCCUGUCUCGCUGUUCACUACGUGGCUGCUGCACUGCCGGUCCCCCGAGUCCGGGCCCCCGCGGGGGCAGCAGCCCCUCCCUGCCCCUCGGGCGGUGCAGGAGCCCUGCCGGCCAGCGGUCUUCCCCGGCCUGGCUGUCCGUCACGGGGCCCCGCGCGGGAGGGGGUCGCGGGAGGGGAGGUAGCGGUCACCUUGCAGAGGCGCCGCCCCUUCCCCCGUGGCCGCCAUCGUCCUGGGCCCGGGUGGCUGUGUGGCCCGCUUACAAACCAUGGAGAACCUGAGAAGUCUCGUGUCGUGUCCUGUCAUUGUCACAGCCAGCCUCGGUGGACGGCAGGUGGCGUCUCGGGGCGAGAUUGGUUGUGAUGUCUGCUGUCACCGCCCCUGCCCACAAGCAUUCCAGAGCUGCUGGGCGCGGAGCUCUCCCCGAGGUGGGCGCGGGGCGCCGGCACCACGGACCUCGCUUUUUGUUUCCUCGGUUUGACUUGGGCGGAGGCCGCCGGGCCCUGAGCAACUCAAUGCAAAUGUAGACGAGCCGCUCUGCUACUCCAGCUGUUCUCGUACGGACCAAAUUUCCACAAGGAGCUCAAGGAAACUUUGUACCUGCCGUAUUUAUGCUUUCAUGUAAAAGGGUUUGGGGGAGGGUGUCUUUUUACUUUCCACGGUUUCUGUCUGGUUUUAAAAACAAAUUACAGUUUUGUAUGGAUUUUUUUAAAUGUACAUUUUGAAAAAAAUGAUUAUUUUCUCAAAUACCUGAAUAAAAGGCAUAGAAUUAUCCGA
This is a messenger RNA of Perognathus longimembris pacificus (Pacific pocket mouse), 3993 nucleotides long. RefSeq names its product translocation associated membrane protein 2 (gene Tram2). Lineage: Eukaryota; Metazoa; Chordata; Mammalia; Rodentia; Heteromyidae. The record is from RefSeq and is a predicted model, not a curated record. Gene Ontology annotation, biological process: SRP-dependent cotranslational protein targeting to membrane, translocation; protein insertion into ER membrane. Gene Ontology annotation, cellular component: endoplasmic reticulum membrane.